Molecule: messenger RNA, 384 nt
Organism: Racocetra fulgida
Lineage: Eukaryota; Fungi; Glomeromycota; Glomeromycetes; Diversisporales; Gigasporaceae
Source: the annotation of a GenBank genome assembly
AUGUGUAUUGUUGGUUGCUGCAGUAAAAAUGGAAACAAGGAUGGAAAAGAUAAUUGCAAAGCACCAGUUCUCGAAAAAAGACUCAAAAAAGCUUGUGAAGUUCGAAUUAACAAGAAAUCUAAACAAGUAUGCAAAUCUUAUAAGCCUUUUGAGUAUGAUAUUAAGUAUAUAGAACACUUACUCCCCAACAAUAAUCUUAUAAUAUUUUUUGCUGUCACCUUGGAGACUUUUUAUAUAAAACAGUGCAAAAACAUUUUGCAAAAAACCAUUUUAUUUUUUAAUCUUGAGGUGGUGGACUUUUUGAGAAGGCAAAAUAUUAGCGAAACCUCUUUACCACAACAAUGUCAAGCCUAUUUGAAAUGUCUUAUGAAGCCCAAGAACUAA